Molecule: messenger RNA, 2470 nt
Organism: Haliotis rufescens (red abalone)
Lineage: Eukaryota; Metazoa; Mollusca; Gastropoda; Lepetellida; Haliotidae
Exons: 3
Coding region: 254-748 (164 amino acids)
Source: RefSeq, a predicted model, not a curated record
ACCUGUUUCACGUCAGCCCAGAGAACCAGGUCACGCCAUUGUGUCACCAGAAAGUAGCACAUACCCCAUUGCGCAUAACAACAGCGAGUAUCUGUUGAAUACAAGAGAGGACAUAACAAGUUGUUUUCUGUUUGGCUUUGACUGCGCCUCCAUUGCUCAACCUACCCGGUCCUGUUCGUAGACCCAGGCAGGAGACGAUCAGCGCAACAUUGUUUCUGACUCGUAACAAUCACGCCAUCAUUCAUCACUCAGCAUGGUGAUUGCCACCCUAAUCUGCUGCUGUCUUCGAGCUAUGAGAGAGGAAGAGCGGGAGGGGGAGAGGGAGAGGAGAGGACGUACUGUUAUCGUGGUGCGAGAUCAGCAUAUUGAUCGUGCAGGGUUGGUACAGCACGAGGUGAUGCCUGACAGAUCCCAUCCUGGGCGAGUUGUGGUCGUUAACAGGGGUGUACGGACUGCUGGUCCAUACGCAGGUAACCAGAUCCCUUCACGAACCAUACCAGCACCUUACGCUGCAAACCAGAUCCGACCACCAGCCGAUGCCCGAAACAACCAAGCACCUUACACUGCUAGCCAGAUCCGACCACCAGCCGAUGCCCGAAACAACCAAGCACCUUACACUGCUAGCCAGAUCCGACCACCUGCCGAUGCCCGAAACAACCCAGCACCUAAAAAGGCUUGCCAGAUCCGACUACCUACCGAUGUACCACCCCCUUAUACGGCAUACCCAUUGCGUAAACCACAGAACUAAACGAUGAGACCCUGAGGAAGUACAGUAAGCUCGUGUUUAGAAACUCUUUUUAUGGACGGACCUCGUACGGACAUUUCAAUGGCAGAGCAUGGUUUUUUAAUCUUGCAUGAGACAUUCAUUUCCUUUUGGAAAAUUAGGGGUCAAGUCAAAAUGUCACUGAAGCCAAAACUCUCGUUCUUCAUUUCUUCAGUUAUCAGACUUUGCCUUGGACCAUCAUUGUUAUUGCCUGUUGAACAUUCAAAUUGAUCGGCAUUGAGAGAAAUUAAUUAGAUUCAAACCAGUAUAUCAAACUUUGUAAAACAAAUCGUAUAUCAAGUUGUGUAUUGUAUAUUAUACCUAUAUAGCGUGAGCAUCCAAAUGUGCACGAUGUCUUGAAUGUUGUGUGUCAUGUUCCUAUGACAGCAGGCAUGUCGGUUGAGGUGUCAAUCAACCAUCCUUAAUUACAAAUGAUGGACACCGUCACAAAGGACGGACAGAUGAAGUUGUAUCUUUUAAUUAUAUGAUAGAUUUUUUGUGGGGCGUCAGUGCGCCAACUGUGCUAGGCGAUAAUGUUUUACUUUUAAUGAUUUAACUUCUAACUUUAUAUUUCUUUAUGCUUAUUAGUCAUAGAAAUCUGCCUGCACAUUCUGUGAACGUAUACAUGUAAAGGUGGCUGUAUGAUAACGUUACGAGAUGAUGACACAAACUUAUGCUCUAAGGGAUCAACCAUUUGAUUUUCUAAAUGAUACUGAAGCCCAUGUUUUACUGGAAACAAGUUACACAUGCCUCGCAUUGUAGAAAACAUAUUGUGCCAUUUUCGUGCAGACUAAAUUAAAGGUGUUCAAAGAAUACGGUUCCGUUAUUUUUAUCUAUCUAAAUAUAUUUAUGUCUCCUAAACAUAAAAAAUACUUACAUGCUGAUCUCAAACCAAAAUCAACCCUCCGAAGAUCAAAUGGUAGCUCCCAAAAUACAUCUCUUCGUCGCUUCUUGUUUGUGAUAUUGUACAUAUUUUGUUAUUGCAAUGUAAUUGAGCGGUUUGUAACAAUAGUCCAUAUCAUUCCGUUUCUUAUUGUUGACUCUUUGUACGUGGUUAUUUUUCACAUGGAGAAAAUAAACAGUUUGUUCAAUUUGUACUACUUUAGCAUGCUUGUACUCUGCUAAAAGAGCUCUCUGUUUUAGUAGGCAGCUGAAAGUGCUCGAAUCCUUUCGAAACAUAAUACCAAGAUAAUUUUACCUGCCUUACAGAUUCUCAAUACACUAGCCAGUUGGAAAGGCAUAAAGUGGCGGCUGCCUCGGUUGCCUAUUGAGACCCUGGGGUCGAGGUGACCCGGGUUGACACCCUGGGGUCGUGGUGACCCGGGUAAGAUGGCUGAAUGUCCUGGGGUCUUAGAGACCCGGACUGUGUAGCUGUGAGAGGGAUAUGCCAGUCCUGGGGUCCGAUGACCCGGACGAUCCCUAUAGGUAAGCUGGUCCUGGGUCGUGCUGACCGGAUGGUACCGAAAUAGCGUAAUGUUCUCAGGGGGCCAUAAGUCUUCCAUGCUCUGAGUAUGGAGUGGUUUAUGACGCCCAAACGAGGUUAACAAGCGAGAGCCCCCAAAGGUUGGAAUGGUUCCAAAGGUGCAACGAAAGGGUGACAUGAAAAGGCAAAUAAGCUGGAAAAGGCAAAUAAAAUCCAUGCGAUCCUGAUAUUCAUUACUCAAGCUGGUUACCGUCAAUAAAAUGUUUCAUGGUUGAAUAAUUAAA